This is a messenger RNA of Phlebotomus argentipes, 1083 nucleotides long. RefSeq lists its product as uncharacterized. The record is from RefSeq and is a predicted model, not a curated record. The transcript has 2 exons. Lineage: Eukaryota; Metazoa; Arthropoda; Insecta; Diptera; Psychodidae. Bases 108 to 1055 code for a protein of 315 amino acids.
ACGGAAAAAGACCCGGAAAAAAUUGUUGCGCUUUGUCACUUUUGACAGCACUUUGUUUUUGUUUACAAUUUUUUCUCAGGUGAAAAAGGAGAAGAAAAUUGCCUUCGAUGGCUACAAAUACCGUAAAAUGCCACGUGAGAGGCUGCAAAUCAGAAUUAGGAGGAAGUGCGGAUGUUUAUUUCCACAAGUUGAGGAAAACCGAACCCGAGCAUGUCAAGGAAAAGUGGCGAAAGUUCUGCAAUUCAGCAUCGUGCAAAGUUUUGCCUUCCGUUUGUUCGAAGCACUUCCGCGAAAAGGAUUAUCUGACCAGCGAAGCCUACAGGAAGUACUAUCCAAAUGCCAGAGCUAAGCUGAAGUCGGGCGUCGUACCGAGUAUUUUGGAAAAUGUGCCGGCGAAGCGAAGCAUCUUGAGGCGGCGCUUUGAGAUGAAGAAGAUCGUCGAGGAUUUGCUUAAUGAUUCCGAAGAUGACGAUGGGAUGUGUGAAAUGCAAGCGAGUGUCAAUGAAAUGGAGCAAAUCCUGAUUGCUCACGACAUGAAGCCUGAAGUUGGCGAUGAAAGUGAUUCAGAAAGUUCUGAUGAGCAGAACAUGCCAGAAAAUGUACACCUGGAAGUGGAGAUGGCACAGGAAACUGCCCGCAAUCCGCUGGAGAGUGACAAAUCACAGUUAAUCGAGGAGAUUGCCGAGCUGAGAGCGGAAAUGCAGCGAUUGAACAAAGACAGACUGAGUCUCCGGAAGCAAAUAUCCAUCUUGAGCGCCUCGAAUGAGCAGCUGAGAAAGAUCAGGGCUGAGAAGGAGAGCAUGGACGAAGCGCUGCGAGAGACGUUCAGCAAGAAUGAGCUGGAUUUGCUCCUGCGGCGCAAAUCGCACGUUGUGUGGCGGCGACAGGAGGUACAGGAAGCCUUCGUGAUGAGAUUCCUGAGCAAGAGUUGCUACAAGUAUCUCAGGACGAAGAAGCGCUAUCCUCUGCCCUCCGUUGCCGUCAUUCGCAAAUGCGUCAAUCGCUAUGGCGUGAAAGUCGAGGCACUGAAUGACAUCGAACUAGAAUCUGACUGAUAAAAAUUCAUUCCUUCUUUCUCACAAA